GCCCACCCUGCUUCAGUUCUGAACUGCCGUUUACCUAAGGUACCUCUUCAUUACAUACCUAACUUUGUCCACCACAAUGAAGUCUCCCGCCGUCCUUCUCGGUUGCUUCUCACUCGCCUGCUCUAUGUCAGAGGCGACCGGUAUCCCCAAAUGGCACCCCCCGGGCCCUGGUGAUCUCCGCGGUCCCUGUCCGAUGAUGAACACGCUCGCCAACCACGGUAUCUUGCCCCAUGACGGCAAGGCCAUCACCAGGGAAGCUGUCAUCAAAGCCAUGCACCAGGGACUCAACUUCGACUCUACCCUCGCCAUUGUCAUGUUCGACCAGGCCGUCAUCGCCAACCCGGAACCCAACGCCACCUUCUUCACCAGUGACCAUCUCAACCGCCACAACGUCCUCGAGCACGACGGCAGCCUAAGCCGCACCGACGCCUUCUUCGGCAGCAAUCACAUCUUCAACCAGACCAUCUUCGACCAGACCCGGCGCUACUGGCCCGAGCCCCUCAUCACCACGUCCCACAUGGCCAACGCCAAGAUCGCCCGCCAGGUUGAGUCCAAGUCAUUCAACCCUGAAUACCGGUUCACCGACUCUGUCGAGCACUUCAGCCUCGGCGAGAUGGCCGCACCCUUCAUUGCGUUUGGAGACCUCGAGCAGGCCACCGUAAACAGGACGUUGGUUGAGUACUUUUUCGAAAACGAACGUCUCCCAACCGAGCUGGGUUGGGAUGUCAGGGAAGAGGUGGUCAAAGUCGAGGCUAUUCUCAGAAUAUCGGACAUGAUUGGGGAGGCGACGAGCUUGUUUACUACGGAUUCAGAUGGGGGUGUUGGACACAACUGCACGAAAAGGGCACUCCGCCGGGGAUUCCACGCCGGAGCUAGACGGGGCGAGUGACGACUUACAAAUCAGGGAGUCUACGACUUCCCGGCCCGGUCGAACACUGUCUAGGUAGGCAGUCUUCGUUUUUUAAUUCUUCCCGUUAUCGGCCAUGGUUAAGCCGUUUAGACAAUUGUUACUCUGGACCCGUCAAGAUAUCAAGUGAAGACAAGCCACCGUAUCCCGGAACCUUGCUCCUCGCCGUGAAAGCAACAAUGAACCCAAUGAUGGCCUCCCCUGCGGGUGCACGCCGGGACGUCCAUCCAUCGGCCGCUUCAUCGCCCACACACACUUGACGGUCCCAGUUAGUUUUGAUCCUAAACCCCAACGCAUCCCCCGCCCCCUCAC
Molecule: messenger RNA, 1219 nt
Organism: Chaetomium fimeti
Lineage: Eukaryota; Fungi; Ascomycota; Sordariomycetes; Sordariales; Chaetomiaceae
Product: Peroxidase, family 2-domain-containing protein
Exons: 6
Coding region: 77-889 (270 amino acids)
Molecular function (GO): peroxidase activity
Source: RefSeq, a predicted model, not a curated record